Molecule: messenger RNA, 2075 nt
Organism: Sardina pilchardus (European sardine)
Lineage: Eukaryota; Metazoa; Chordata; Actinopteri; Clupeiformes; Clupeidae
Product: dual specificity phosphatase 29-like
Exons: 8
Coding region: 38-1276 (412 amino acids)
Biological process (GO): protein dephosphorylation; negative regulation of MAPK cascade
Cellular component (GO): cytoplasm
Molecular function (GO): MAP kinase phosphatase activity; protein tyrosine/serine/threonine phosphatase activity
Source: RefSeq, a predicted model, not a curated record
GAGAGGGAGGAAUAAAUCUUUUGAAAAACAAAUCAGAAUGAACGAGGCUAAUGACCCAGAGACUGGCGAGCUGCACUACACACCUCCAAGCAUCUCAGCGCUGUUGAGUCUCCUCCUGAAGAAAAGACGACCAACUGGCCCCUUCAAUGAAGUCUGGCCUAGGCUCUACAUAGGGGAUGCGCACACCGCUCAGGAUAAAGCCUUGCUGCUGAGUCUGGGUGUGACCCACGUUGUGAACGCAGCCGAUGGCCCGGCGCACAUCGACACUGGACCGGGCUUUUACAUGGACACCCGUAUACAGUACCAUGGAGUGGAGGCGCCCGACAGUAAAGACUUUGACCUCAGCCCUUACUACUACCCAACGACAGAUUUCAUACACAGAGGCCUCUCACAAGGCGGUAAAGUGUUUGUGCACUGUGCUCGAGGGAUCAGUCGUUCGGCGGCACUGGUCUUGGCCUACCUCAUGAUCCAGGAGAGGCUGUCGCUGCCCAAGGCAGCAGAGGUCGUCCGCAAACACAGGAACAUCCUCCCCAACGCUGGCUUCCUCAGCCAGCUCUGUUACCUGGACAUGAUCCUAACUCUGGAGAGGAAAUCAGGUCAUCCUUUGAAAAGCUCAAUGCCUGGCAAGAAGAUCAAGCUUCCGAAGCCGCCCGCGCCCACGGCGGAGGUGGAGGAGGAGGACUACGAGACUCCCGGAGGCUACGAGCUGGAGAAGCACCUGACCCAUGGCAGCGUCGCCUACACGCACGUCAAUGAAGUCUGGCCCAACGUCUACAUCGGGGAUGAGGAAACGGCGAGGGAUCGCCUCGGCCUGCAGAAGAAGGGCAUCACCCACGUACUGAACGCUGCUGAGGGGACGUGGAACAGCGUGGACACGGGUGCAGACUACUACAGCGGCAUGAACGUAGACUACUAUGGGAUAGUGGCAGAGGAUAUACCGUCUUUUGACCUGAGUGUGCACUUCUACUCGGCAGCAGAGUAUAUCAACCGUGUCCUAAGCAAUCCAGAGAACAAGCUUCUGGUACAUUGCGUUAUGGGAAGAAGUCGGUCAGCCACACUCUUCCUGGCGUACCUCAUGAUCUACAUGAACAUGACUGUGGUGGACGCCAUUGACAGGGUGAAGAGUUACAGACGCAUUAUUCCCAACUGGGGUUUUCUGAAACAGCUCCGCGAGCUGGACAUGCAUCUCCACGAGCAGCGGAAAGGAGGGGAGGAGGGGAAGACGGAACCCGAGGGAUCUCCCAAGUCUGUCGACAGUGAUGUGCAGAAAACAUAGGAGAGGGGGGCACAGUUUUCCCAAAACCCAUCUGGAAAAAUAAAAUAGAAAAUCACCUCUGUAAUAGAAGUGAUGACAAGUUGAUGGGCAGUGUUUUUUUCCCUUUCAAAAAGUAGUGGCAUAAAUAUUCACUGUCAUUACGAGCCGAGGCAGCUGAAAGAAGUCCCUUUUUCCCUGGACACAAACAAGAUUUUGAUCUUUGCUACCACCCACUUCUGCCGGGCUUUCUUACCCACACAAACCAACACCAUUAGACAGUGAUUCACUCUAUGCAUGUGGGCAGCAGCUUUCAUGCAAGCAGUCAAAUGGGUUCUAAUAAGGACCUCGCUAUCUGACCAAAAAUGGAAGCGUUUAGGGCUUAGUGGCCGAUUAACGCUGAUUACAUCCAGAAUCUGGCAGAUAGUGCGAGACACCAGAAAUCAUUGAAAUACAACCCAAGAACAGCGUGAUCUAAAAAGCCUGCCAGAAAAACACACAGCAAAUGGGCAAUACGGGCAGGAGAAACUGAAGAUGCUUUCAUCGCUCUCUGUGUCUUUUUUCACUCUGUUUGCAUCAAUAAGCAAACGGCAAUCUGGACUCGAUGUGAGACGAUGCAAAUCCAUUAACCGUAUGAGCUAAUCAAAAAGCUCAGGCAGCACACACAUACCACCAAAAUCUACAGAAGGGAAGGAGAAGAGAAUGGAAAAACAGAAGAGAAGUGAAAGUACAUGGUUGAUCAUAAUUUAUUUUACGCUAAAAUGUACAGCAUUUUGCUUUUUAUUCGACUGACUAAGUGAUAACUCAUAAAUACAUGACUUGU